UUCCAACUGGAGCUGAUACUACAUGUUUUCGCUGAUCAAUGGGAGGAGGUGUUCCCUGGCUGGAUCCCAUGUUAAUGAAGUUAAUGGCGCAGCUCCGGUGACAGCCGACUCCUGCUGACCAAUCAGAACGCUCUCAGACGGAGGGCUGCGUGUUUGAGGCACUGCGCGCAGGAUCCGUUUGAAGAACCAUGUCAGCUUCUCUUCUGAUCUCAACCUGGGACACCUUUCGCUUUUCAUUCCCUUGAACCUUCCAAAACACCCGCCAAAAAAACAUGUCCGGCGUGACUUUGUCCUGCGCCGACAUUUACCUCGCAAACAGCGCGUUGGAUUUAAGCGUGGGAUUUCUUUUGUUUUCUUAUGCUUUCUGACAGAAACUCAUGAAUUCCUCCUCAGAGUGGCGGCUUUACGGACUUGCGCAUUAGCUAAACGAUGUCUAUGGGUUUUAUGCCAGACAGUGUGAACGGCUCUGAUCCCUCCAAGUCGGCCUUCCUGGAAUUCGGCCACGGACACCCGGCACACCAGCAGCACUCCCCGGGACUCUCACACAUCUACCCCGUGCAUGGCCUCCACGUCUCGGGACAUUCUCAGCACGACGGUCCCUUUCCUGGCAACGCGUCCUAUGGACCCCCACUGGGAUACCCCUACCCGGGCACGAUGAACGCUCACCCGUCAUCCGCUUACAUGUCUUCCUACCAGCACAGCACCAGCAGUCUGACCCACAGCAGAUUAGAGAGGACGGAGCUCAACAAAUCCGUGAUGAAUGAGAGCAGGGACGUCCGUCUGGUGAAUGGCAAGGGGAAAAAGAUGCGGAAGCCUCGCACCAUCUACUCCAGCUUGCAGCUCCAGGCUCUUCACCAGCGUUUCCAGCAGACCCAGUAUCUGGCCCUGCCGGAGCGCGCCGACCUGGCAGCUAAACUGGGGCUCACACAGACUCAGGUGAAAAUAUGGUUUCAGAACAAGCGCUCCAAGUAUAAAAAGAUCAUGAAGCACGGCGGAGGCUCAGAGGGGGAGCACCUCCACAGCUCCAGCUCCAUCUCCCCUUGCUCCCCUGUCAUACCCCAGCUCUGGGAGGUCUCCAUGGCAACCAAAGGAGCCCCGAUGCACCCGAACAAUUACAUGAACAGUUUUGGCCACUGGUACCCGAAUCACCACCACCAUCCGGACCAGGACGCCAUGCAGAGGCCGCAUCUGAUGUGAAUGGACAGCCCGUAUGAACCCACAGGGUCCUGGCAGCAGCAUGAACUGAUACUGAUAAGGAUGAAUGCUAUGGUUGCUUGUGUGCGUGCCUUUUCUUUUUUUUUUUUCUUUUUUUUUUUUUUUUUUGAUUUGCUGCAAAUUUUAAAAAAUAUGCACAAAAAAUGUUUUUUUAGGUGUCAUUGCAGUUUUUUUCUGAACAUGCUUCACAUCACCUGAAUUUGGACUCAGUGUUUGCAGCUGAACUAGACAGUCUGCAUAAAGGAACUUUUGAAAAUAUAA
Messenger RNA from Fundulus heteroclitus (mummichog), 1476 nucleotides. It is a transcript of the gene dlx4b, whose product is annotated as distal-less homeobox 4b. The record is from RefSeq and is a predicted model, not a curated record. The transcript is spliced from 3 exons. Gene Ontology annotation, biological process: embryo development; negative regulation of transcription by RNA polymerase II; cell differentiation. Gene Ontology annotation, molecular function: RNA polymerase II cis-regulatory region sequence-specific DNA binding; DNA-binding transcription factor activity, RNA polymerase II-specific. Bases 430 to 1197 code for a protein of 255 amino acids. NCBI's taxonomy places the organism in Eukaryota, Metazoa, Chordata, Actinopteri, Cyprinodontiformes, Fundulidae.